ACGUCUAGGAUAGAUCUAUCAAAAUCAAAAGCACCUCUCUCUCUCUCUCAAAUUUUCAAAAACCCCUAUUUAUUAGAACUUUUACCUCUCACCACAAUCCCCCGCCAUCACUUGCCGCCACACACCACCAUGGCCUUGGAUCCCCAACCCACUCCCACCACCACCACCACAACCACCACCACCACACGUCCUCUCACAAACAUAAACACAAACACAUCCCCUGCACAACCAGCAAGACCCGUGUAUGUUCAAAACCCACAUCCCCACCACCAGCACCACCAAAUCCCCCAUUUGUACCCACAAGUCCGAUCCCCAAACCCCGCCCAACAAGGAAUCCUCUACCCUGUUGCCUCCUCUGGCCGUGGCUUCAUUCCCAAACCACCUCUUCAAAACUCUGUCACUGUUGCCACCAACAACAAUGUUACAACAGCAGCAACUACUACAAGUGGUGUUGGUGUUGGGUACCCCACUCGGCCUUUGGUCUCUUAUCCUCAAGUCCAUGUGAUGAGGCCUCCUCUUCACCACUUACACCAGCAACACCCAACUUCUCAGCUCCCCUCUGCUACAAACCCCAUCAAGGGCAUUCCUAUCUCUACGCACCAAAAGGUUGCUCCUCCAACUUCAGUUUCUGACUAUAAUGGCUAUAAGGAUCCCAGGGACAAAAGUAUGGAUGCUUUCUCUAGAGGCAAAACUGUAGACGAGUCUUUGUACACGAUCAGAGAUCGAAAAGUCAAUAUAACACCAGAUGCUUCUCUAUAUGCACUUUGUCGAUCAUGGUUGAGGAAUGGUAUCUCUGAAGAAUUUCAGCCACAAUAUGGGGAUGUUGUGAGGCCUUUCCCAAAACCUUUGCCUAUAUCCACGGCAAGCACUCAUCCGUCAAAGAAAAAGGAAGGUGAAGAAGAAGAAGAAGAAGAUGAGGAGGGUGACGAAUCUGUUGAGGAUUUAUCACCGAAAGAUCUGUUAAAGAGACACGUUAAGCAUGCUAAAAAGGUUCGAGCGCGAUUAAGGGAAGAGCGGUUACGACGAAUUGCGAGGUAUAAGAGUAGGCUUGCUCUCCUCCUUCCUCCCCUUGUAGAACAGUUCAGAAAUGAUACAGCUGCUAGAAACUGAUGCACUUUGAACACACAUUAUCGUCAAAAUUGGGGUAUCCUCAUGAGAUGCAUGCAAAGGCAGUAGAUCAGUGUUUCAGGAAUGACGAGAAAGUGAAAGUACUCAAAUUUGCUGGCAGGCUUUGAUGAUCAAGAUUCAAGCCAGACGAUAGGAAAACCAUUAGCGUCAUAUGCUUUUGAAUAUACAUAGAAAUGUUGUCUUUGGUAAAAAUUUUACAAACCAGAGUGCAAAAAUUGUUCUCUUCUGUGUAAUUAAUUAAAUUUUUUGUUCAAAGAUGUUUUCUACUUCCUCAGAAACCCCCAGUCAUUUGGUAGUAACAUAGUUUGUCUUCUCUUGAAGAUUAUAAAUUCAAGUGCUGAGUUUUUGUUUGUUU
Messenger RNA from Quercus lobata, 1483 nucleotides. RefSeq names its product transcription elongation regulator 1-like. Gene Ontology annotation, cellular component: transcription repressor complex. Bases 130 to 1110 code for a protein of 326 amino acids. The record is from RefSeq and is a predicted model, not a curated record. The transcript has 7 exons. Lineage: Eukaryota; Viridiplantae; Streptophyta; Magnoliopsida; Fagales; Fagaceae.